Molecule: messenger RNA, 735 nt
Organism: Chelonoidis abingdonii (Abingdon island giant tortoise)
Lineage: Eukaryota; Metazoa; Chordata; Testudines; Testudinidae
Source: RefSeq, a predicted model, not a curated record
AUGUCCAACCGAACCAUUGUGACUGAGUUCCUUCUCGUGGGAUUCUCUGACGUUUGGGAGCUGCAGAUUUUGCACUUUGUGGUGUUUCUAGUGAUUUAUCUGGCAGCCCUGAUGGAGAAUCUUCUUAUCUUCAUGGCUAUAGCCUUCAACCACCACCUUCAUAUCCCCAUGUACUUCUUCCUGAUGAAUCUGUCCUUCUUAGACCUUGACUCCAUCUCUGUCACUGUCCCCAAAUCCAUGGCCAACUCCCUCAUGAACACCAAGACCAUUUCCUAUGCUGGAUGUUUUGCCCAAGUCUUUUUCCACCUCUUCUUGUCGAGAACAGAUUUUUCCUUUCUCACCAUCAUGGCAUAUGACCAAUAUGCCGCCAUCUGCCAACCACUGUGCUAUGAGACAAUAAUGAACAGCAGAGCUUGUGUCCAAAUGGCAGCCGGUGCCUGGAUCAGUGGGAUUGUCUUCUCUGCACUGCACACGGGGAACACGUUUGCAUUAACCUUCUGUGGAGGCAACAUGGUGGAUCAGUUCUUCUGUGAAAUCCUCCAGCUGCUGAAGCUCACCUGCUCUGACUCAUAUAUGAGUGAAAUUGAGGUUAUUGCCUUUAAUAUAUGUUUAGUCUUAGGCUGCCUUUUUUUAUCAUUUUGUCGUAUGUUCAGAUCUUCAAAUCAGUGCUCAGGAUCCCCUCUGAGCAGGGCCUGCAUAAAGCCCUAUCCACCUGCCUUCCUCACCUCACUGUGA